AUGGACGGCGGGGGGGAGUGGCUGGAGGUGACCAAGGAGAACAGCAUCGCCACCGCGGGCGUGCUGGGCGGCGUCACGGGCCUGCUCUUGGGCGGCUUCUGGAUCGGCGCCGCGGGCUUCGUGGCGAGCUCCUACCUGGCCAAGAAGGAGGACAGCGAUGUUUCGUCAGUUCUCAAGGGCGUGUCCUCUGCUUCCCUCGAGGCGCUGAACUUUGCUGACUACCUGAACCAGAAGUACGAAGUGUCCACCAAGGUGGGCUCCGCGAUCACAGAGGCCAUCGACAAGAACGCGGAUUCCCAGGAGUCCCUGAAGUCUGUGAAGAGCUCCCUGGACACCGUGGGCGAUGCCAUCGAGAGCUUCGACAAGGACGUUGGCAUCAAGGACACCCUGGGCAGCGCUUUGCUGGCAGGCUCCGACCUGGCCAGCCAACUUGCCACCAAGGUCCUGGAGCUGAACGAGGAGUACAAGGUCACCGACCAGCUGAAGGCCAAGAUCGAUGAGGCCAUGGCAUCCUCCAAGAAGUCCUGA
Messenger RNA from Effrenium voratum, 528 nucleotides. The record is from the annotation of a GenBank genome assembly. NCBI's taxonomy places the organism in Eukaryota, Dinophyceae, Suessiales, Symbiodiniaceae.